Trifolium pratense (red clover) is the source of this 974-nucleotide messenger RNA. RefSeq names its product probable WRKY transcription factor 75. The transcript has 2 exons. Gene Ontology annotation, molecular function: DNA-binding transcription factor activity; sequence-specific DNA binding. Gene Ontology annotation, biological process: regulation of DNA-templated transcription. NCBI's taxonomy places the organism in Eukaryota, Viridiplantae, Streptophyta, Magnoliopsida, Fabales, Fabaceae. The record is from RefSeq and is a predicted model, not a curated record. Bases 201 to 725 code for a protein of 174 amino acids.
CUACACAUUCCAUGUAUGUAUCCAUUAUGUGAUUCACGCUAACAUUUAUCGCCGCCACCACUAUUUAUAUUACCCAUCUUUUCUUCAUUUUACCUUAUUCUUCAUUUUUUUCCCCCUACCCUCCUCAUCUUAUAUUAUCCAUUUUCUUUCAAGCACAUAGUAAAAAAAGAAAUAAACAAAUUGGUUUGAUUUAAAUUUAUAUGGAGAAUAAUUAUUCCAUGUUGUUUCCUUGUCCUCCUUCUUCUAGCUACCAAAUUCCAAUUACAAGUGGUUUGAAUGGUCAAAGUUCAAAUGCAUUUCUUGGUUUGAAGGCUAAUAAUAAUGAUCAAAUUAUUAGUGUUAAUCAUGAUCAUGAUGAAGAUGAAAAGAGAGAUGAAGGGAGUAUUAAUGUUGUUAAUGAUCAACAAGGUGUUAAAAAGAAAGGAGAGAAAAAAGCUAAGAAGCCUAAAUAUGCUUUUCAAACUAGAAGUCAAGUUGAUAUACUUGAUGAUGGUUAUAGAUGGAGAAAAUAUGGACAAAAAGCUGUUAAAAACAACAAAUUUCCCAGGAGCUAUUAUAGGUGCACACAUCAAGGAUGCAAUGUAAAGAAACAAGUUCAACGCUUAACCAAAGACGAGGGAGUAGUUGUGACAACUUAUGAAGGAGUGCAUACUCACCCUAUUGAGAAGACAACCGAUAACUUUGAGCAUAUUUUGAGUCAGAUGCAAAUAUACACUCCCUUUUGAACCUUCUUCAUUCCACAUGAAUUAGCACAUGAAUUAAAAUCUUCUCUUUCAUGUUAAUUAGAUCAAUUUGAGGCUCUUAGUUUAGUUCCUCUCCAUUGAUACAAAAAUAAAAUUGUGUCAAUAUAUAUGUUAACUUUUUAGACAAUCUUUUUAAUUUGUUCUUUUAUUGUUGGAUAUUUAUAUUUAUAUGUAAUGUAAAUUCAGCUAUUGAGUUCGGCAUGCUGAUAAUAAAAAUAUCUUUUAUUUAUU